UGUAUCUCGAGGUUUUAUGUCUCAUAAGGAUCCAGGUGAUAUCCACUACUUUGGUCAGAUGCCUGCUCUUAGUGACUGCCUCUACAGAUACAUGUACCAGUCAAGAUAUAUGGCCUUCCAGGACCCAGAUGAGCUCAUCUUGCCCCAGUCUGUCGACAGCUGGUUGAAGUUGUUGCCUGUGCUGGAGAAGAGAUAUGGUGCUAACAAGUGUUACAUGUUUGAGAACAACGUGUUUCCCAGAGAGAGAUCGCUGCCUCCUCCCAAGCCCCAGGUUUUGCCCAAACAGAACCAGUGGCAGAAUGUAGCAGGGGUAAACAUCCUAGCUCACCUGUACAAAGAACCUAUCAUGCCUCAGUUUAAAUGGGCCAAGUUUAAAAUCAUCGUCAACCCCAGAGCUGUGUUUACCAUCACCGUCCACGGAGUGGUAAAAUCCCAAAAGGGUUGUGCCUGGAUCGACAGAAACAUAGCGAGGAUGUACCACACAAGGGCUGAAAUGCAACCCAAGCUUAGAGACGACCAGUUAAUUUAUGAUGGCCGACUGCUGAGCUACAGCUCACCUCUCAUAGCAGCUGUUGAAACCGUGUUGACAGAGACCCAACUUCUACCUGGAGACGGCACAAAGUGACGACUCAAUAUCCUCUGAUUU
Messenger RNA from Cyprinodon variegatus (sheepshead minnow), 646 nucleotides. RefSeq lists its product as uncharacterized. Lineage: Eukaryota; Metazoa; Chordata; Actinopteri; Cyprinodontiformes; Cyprinodontidae. The transcript has 3 exons. The coding region runs from base 17 to 625 and encodes 202 amino acids. The record is from RefSeq and is a predicted model, not a curated record.